AUGUGUCUAUUUGUAUUGAUUCCAAUAACAAAUGGAAUAAAUUGUGUAUCAUGUGUUGGUUGGAGUAAUUCAGGAUGCAAUGAUCCUUAUGAUGAAGCAACAUCAGGUGAUCUUCCAGUUCCUGGUAAUACCUAUUGCUUAAAAGUAGUCUAUCCAAGUUAUAUAGAACGUAUGGCUGGCGGUCGAUCUUGUACACCUGGAAGUGGUCCUGAUUUUCAGAUGAAAAUUUUGAUUAUUGGUGCUUAUGGAACAUUUGGUAGUCGAUUAUCACAAUUACUAGCUAAUAAAUCUCAACUGACAUUAUUCAUAGCAGGUAGAUCAAUCAAACAUGCUGAACAAUUUUGUAAAACAAUAGAUAAAAAUGUAGCAAAAAUAUUACCAUUAUAUUUUGAUCGAAAUGAUUUAGAAAUUGAAAAACGUUUAAAAUCAAUUCAACCUGAUAUAGUUAUUGAUGCUACUGGUCCAUUUCAAUUCUAUGGUAAUGAUCCAUAUCAUGUUGUUAAAGCAUGUUUAGCAACAUCAACUAAUUAUAUGGAUUUAGCUGAUGGAACACAAUUUGUUAAAGAUAUUAAUCAAUUUGAUAGUCAAGCUAAAUCUAAAAAUUUAUUUCUACUUUCUGGUGUUAGUACAUGUCCUGUAUUAACAGCAACUGUCGUCCGAUCUUUGACAAAAGGAUUGCAUGAAAUACAUUCAAUUAAAGGUGGUAUUGCGCCAUCACCAUACGUUAAUAUUGGUCCAAAUGUAAUACGCGCAAUUACAAGUUAUGCAGGUCAACCAAUGUCAGUAGUUCGUCAUCGUCAAUUAAUUAUUCGUUAUGGUUUGACGGAGACUAUGCGAUAUACAAUAAGUCCACCAGGUUAUUUACCAUUAAAGAAUCGUCGUUUUUCAUUAGUAGAUGUACCUGAUUAUCAAAUUUUAAGAGAUUUAUGGCCGAAUAUUAAUUCAAUAUGGUUUGGUGCAGGAACAAUACCAGAAAGUUUACAUCGUUUACUAAAUUAUUUUGCAUGGUUAGUUCGAUUACGAUUAUUUCCUAAUUUAUCUUCAUUCUCAUCAAUUAUUCAACAAGUAAUGAAUAUCAUACGUUGGGGUGAACAUCGUGGUGGUAUGUUUAUAUCAAUUGAGGGUAUUAAUAAUCAAGGUCAUAUAUAUGAACGAUCAUGGCAUUUAAUAGCAGAAGGUGAUAUUGGUCCAUUCAUUCCUACAUUAGGCAUUGAUGCUAUUAUUCAUCGUAUAUUAGAUGGUAAAAUACCAAUAAGUGGUGCUAGAGCUGCAACAACUGAUCUUGAACUUGAAGAUUACGACAAUCUAUUCAAAAAACUUGGUAUUAUUACAGGACAACGUGAAUCAAUAAAUAAAACGAAUACAUCUUUGACUUUAUAUCAAAAACUACUUGAUCAAGCAUGGCAUCAAUUGCCAUAUUCUUUGCAAAGAAUGCAUAGCUAUACAACUAAUACUAAAGUUGCUGGAAUUGCUAAAGUUGAACGUGGCACAAGUAUUACAUCGAAAUUAAUUGCUAUGUUAUUUCGAUUUCCUCAAGCUGGACAAGAAAUACCUGUUCAAGUCGUAUUUCAUCCUAAUAUUAAAGGAGAAUUAUGGACUCGAACAUUUGCUGGAAGAUCAUUUUCAAGUUGGCAAAUGGAAGGUCAUGGUCGAUCAGAUAAACUAUUAAAUGAACGAUUCGGUCCAUUUACUUUUGGUUUAGCAUUAGUAAUUAAUUCAGAAAAAUUAUAUUUAAUCGUUCAAAAUUGGAGUUUUCUUGGUAUUCCAUUACCAAGUUUCUUAGCACCAAAUGGAAUUUCAUAUGAAUAUGAUAAUAAUGGUCAAUUCUGUUUUAAUGUUGAAAUCAAACAUAGAUUCACAGGAUUAAUUGUACGAUAUAGUGGUUGGUUAGAAAAAGCAUAA
This is a messenger RNA of Adineta steineri, 1902 nucleotides long. NCBI's taxonomy places the organism in Eukaryota, Metazoa, Rotifera, Eurotatoria, Adinetida, Adinetidae. The record is from the annotation of a GenBank genome assembly.